Molecule: messenger RNA, 5085 nt
Organism: Nematostella vectensis (starlet sea anemone)
Lineage: Eukaryota; Metazoa; Cnidaria; Anthozoa; Actiniaria; Edwardsiidae
Product: structural maintenance of chromosomes protein 5
Exons: 32
Coding region: 45-3269 (1074 amino acids)
Biological process (GO): double-strand break repair via homologous recombination
Cellular component (GO): Smc5-Smc6 complex
Molecular function (GO): ATP hydrolysis activity; ATP binding
Source: RefSeq, a predicted model, not a curated record
UUCGCGCGAAAUUUCACCGCUGCUCCGCUCACAAGGUGCUCAAGAUGGCGUCGCGCAAGAGAAUAGUGAAGGCAGAAAACGGCACUCUAUCAGCCAAGAAACCGAAAGUGAAUGGAGUUAUCAUCAAGAAGAAGGGACAUUCUGAUGAAUUCGUCGAUGGGGCGAUCGUUCGAAUCAAAAUGAAGAAUUUCGUGACAUAUGAUGAGUGUGAAGUAAUGCAAGGUCCACAUUUAAAUGUUCUUGUUGGACCUAAUGGGACUGGUAAAUCAUCCGUGGUGUGUGCACUCUGUCUUGGGCUUGCCGGCCAUCCCCGCCUACUGGGCAGAGCUAGUGAGGUUGGUGAGUUUGUCAAGCAUGGGGCAUCUCAAGGGAUGACAGAGGUUGAACUGUAUAAUUCUUCGGGCCACAACUACAUAAUCACUAGAGACAUCUACAGGGAGGGCAACAGAUCUGUGUGGAAGAUCAAUGGCAAAGGGGCCACUAUGAAAGAGGUUCAAGAUUUAACAGCAAGACUCAAUGUCCAGAUAUCCAACCUCUGCCAGUUUUUACCACAGGACAAAGUUGUGGAAUUUGCAAAAAUGACACAGCAACAGCUUCUUAUGGCAACUGAAGCAGCAGUAGGCCCACCUGGGAUGCAGAGUGAUCACCAAGAGCUGAUUGAUCUCAGAAAAGCAGAGAAGGAAAUUGAGCUAUCUCUGCAAGAGAAGAAUAGCCACUUGGAAAGGUUACAAGAGCAGAACCAACGCCUUGAGCAUGAGGUGCAGCGGUACAAGGAGAGGGAGCGUCACAUGGAGAUUGUUCAACUUCUUAAGAAAAAAAGACCUUGGGCUGAAUAUGAGGAGGCCCGAAAGCAAUUUGUAGAGCUCAAGACAAAGCGUGAAGAUGCAAAGAAGCAACUUGACCAGUGCCGUAGGGAGAAUGCCCCUAUGGAACAGCAACUGAAUGCCAUUGUACAGCACCUCUGUCAACUUGACAGAAACAUGAAGCAACAGGCAGAGAAAGGCUCAGAGACUCACAGAAAGGCCAAAGCUAAGAGUGAUCAGCUAGAAGCCUUGGUGGACAAGAUUGAGGAACAGCAAAAUCAUUUGAAAGAUAUGCAGGAUGAGGAGAAGCGUAGGCAUAAAAAGAUCAGUGAUCUUGAAAGACAGAUUCAGGGGUAUGAGACGGAGCUGGAAAGGUUGCCUGACCCAGCAGAACUACAGCCUAAGAUAGAGGAGAUAAGUGGGAAUGCCCGCCAACUGAACCGCCAGAUAACAGCCUUACAGCAGGAAGGCCAGCAACUAAAUAGAAACAGAGAGCAACUGAAACUUCAAGCCAGAGAUAUCCAGAGUAGGCUUCACAGACUUGAAGACAUGAGGAAUCAGCGACUUGAGUUACUUCGCACAAGGUUUAAAGACACCUAUAAUGCUGUCAUGUGGCUGAGAGAUAACCAGGACAAGUUCUCACAGCCGGUCCAUGAACCCAUUAUGUUACAGGUGAACAUGAAGAAUAUUAAUGAUGCAAAGUAUCUGGAGAAACUUAUCAAUGCAAAUGACAUGCGGUCAUUUGUCUUUGAAAGCAGAGAAGACAUGAACAUCUUUAUGGAUGAGGUACGUGAUAAGCAGCACCUGAAGGUCAAUGGCGUGGUCCCCCCAAAUGAACCACUCUCAAGCUUCCGUCCAAGGCGCUCAAUUGUAGAACUCAGGAGAUGGGGUUUCAAGUGCUAUCUUCAGGAUCUCUUCACUGCUCCAGAGGCUGUCACUAAGUACUUGUGUGAGACAUACAGGGUACAUGAUAUUCCCCUGGGUGAUGAGUCCACUGCUAAGAACUCCGAUCAGGUUAUUGAUGAGUCUGGACUUCGAAACUUCUUCACACCUUCAUCACGGUAUCGAGUGAAGUUUUCAAAGUAUGGGAAUAAGGAGAAGUCAACAAGUGUUGAACAUAUCAGGGAUGCCAAGAUUCUGAACAUUGCAGUUGAUCUUGAGCGCAAAAGAGCACUUGAGGAGGAGCUACAGGAGAUCCAGGUACAACAUCAGUCAUCUAAUGAGCGGUAUGCAGAGAUCGUAGACAAGGAAAAGGGUCUUGCCGGCCAACUAGAGGAACUGAGGAACAGCAAGAAAACAUUAUCUUCGCAACUACAGCGAAGAAAGACGCUUGGAAACCAAAUGGAGGCCAAGCAAAAUACACUGGCUAGUGUUCAGAGGGAGGCACCAGACCUAAAGGCUAAAGAAGCUAGGGUUGAGCAUGAGAUUGAUAAGAUUAAUGUCAAGAGGACGAGGCUUGCGGAAGAUUUCAAGGACGCUAUCAAGGAUUGCAUGGCAGUCUGCAAGGAGCGUGUUUUGUCCAGUUUCCAGCACGCUAAAGUAAACAUGGAGAAAAACAAGCUUGAGAAUCAGUGUAGAGAGUCGCAGGACAACUAUGCAAGGCUUGAGGAUGAGUAUCGUCGGGCCCAAGCCAGUUUGGAGGCACAGAAGUCAAAGGCUAGAAACCUCAAACAAGUGGCUCACCAGCUGACAGGCAUACCUAUGGGAGAAGACGUGCCAGCGAGUUUGAAGGAGGCCUUCAAGAUACUGCCGGACACAUUGGAUGAAAUUGAUGAAAGAAUAAAUGAGGAACAAGCUCGAGCAGAAUGCAACUAUCAGACAGACCCGAACGUUAUUAAGGAAUAUGAGAGCCGUGACAAGGAAAUCAAGAGUAUGUCGGGACAAGUAGACGCACAAGAGUCAAAUCUAGCGGCAAAACAGCAACAGAUUGCAAACCUUAAAGAACGGUGGUUGGUUCCACUGCAGGAACUUCUUGCCAAAAUUAACGUUAAGUAUGGAGAGUUCUUCCGGAUGAUGGGCUGUGCAGGAGAAGUCUCCCUCUCCACUGACCAGGGCGAGAAGGAAUACGACAGGUAUGGUGUCCAGAUCAAGGUGAAGUUCCGUGCGAAGGACUCCCUCCAUGUGCUAACCCCCUUCCAUCAGAGCGGAGGCGAGAGAAGUGUGUCCACCAUGCUCUUCCUCAUGGCGCUCCAGGAGCUCACCCACUGCCCCUUCAGGGUCGUCGACGAGAUCAACCAGGGUAUGGACCCCAACAAUGAGAGGCGUGUGUUCGACCUUGUAGUGAAGACAGCGUGCAAGGCCCACACGGCACAGUACUUUCUGAUCACCCCCAAGUUGCUGCCGGACUUGGACUACACAGACCGGAUGACGAUUUUGUGCGUGUUUAACGGCCACUGGAUGUUACCACACAGCGAGUGGAAUAUGGAUAGAUUCUUGAAGAGAAGACGUUUAGCUCUGUCCUGCUAGUACAACACAGUAAAUAAAUGGAUUAAUUUGUGUUGCUCUAUCAAGCUUGCGAUUCACAAUGAAUAAAAGAGAAGACAUCUAGCUCUAUCCGGCCACUGAACGUUACCACACGUAGAGUGUAAUAUGGAUAAUUUCCGGUAGAGCAGAACAUUGAUUGUUUCAGCUGUUUCAACAGUGAAUAGAGAAAUGAUGCUUUACUCCAUGCUGCUAUAUCCAGCUUACGAGUCAUGACAAAAAAAAGAGCAAGACACCAGGAGGAAGGGUUUAUCACAAAAGUAAAAGACUAGUUAAGGCCUGGCUACAUGUCUCCUAAAUGUUUCCUAGUUUAGCCACCACCAAAAACAUGUAGUGCGCGACAAAUUUUGUAGACGCGACACGAUAAUGUUUCUCAACUAUCUAUUGUCGCUUCUACAAGAUUUUGGGCGCGCCAUAAUGUCUACUCUUUGGGUGGCUAAACUAAGAGACAUGUCGCACGCUACAUACAUUCGAAAAACAUCCCUAAGAAAUAACUGCACAUAAAAAGAUCUUCCCUAAGAAAUACCUUAGAUUCAAAAAUUACCCAUUGAAAAAACGAGUUCAGAAGUAGUGUAAACAAGUCUUUUGUUUAGAAGUUAAUAUAUAGAUUUAGGCACUGCCUAAAAGCGGAGCCAGCUUUAUUACCCAAUUUCCAUAUUGGGAAUCUUUGGGCAGUUUAGGGGUAUGAUCCCCUGAACAAAAUAGUUUCUAGACUAGAAUCUAGAAUUUCUUUUGAAAAUAAAAAAGAGAUCCAUAAUAACAACAUUCACCUCAGUCCAUAUGCUGUAAAAAGACUAAAGUGCUAUAUGUUUAACCCCCCCCCCCCCCCCCACCCACUUUGGGCUAGAAUUUAUAGCAAGUGUGUAUUAUAUGAUAGGUAAUUUUGUUUUCAACAUUUUUUGAUUGACUUGAUUUCAAGUGUAUAAUGUGAUAUUUUCUUGUUAAUAGUAUAUUACGUAACACCUUAAUUAGCAUAAAUUAAUACAAAAAAUAAUUAGUAAAUGGUGAAAAAAUUUAAAAUGAGGGAACCAAUGUGUAGCCCAUUUUGUAAGCUUUCCAUAGACAUAUAGCACAAGCAAAUCGGAUAAAAGCAGAAGUGGUAGGAUAUUUUACAAUGAGAGACAAAAAAUGGCCCAUUUUAGGGCAGGCACCAAAGGGUUAAAAUGCACGAUCCAAGCUAGAUUUUAUUUUAUCUCAGCUAUUUCUCCCAAUGUAAUGAACUACAACUACAAAUCUUUGUGAAUACAAAUAUUAUAAUUCACUAUCUUUUUCCUACUUCAGUCUAACAGCACAGUUAUAUCAUUCUUAAAUGUUAACCUGCCAAUUUAAAACCCCAGACAAAGUUAGCAUAGGUAAGAAAUGAGAAAUCCCAUUUGACAGCAUCCAUUAAGGAGGGGGAGGGCUUCUCCUAAAAUAGUCAAAUGGGGUUGUUUGUCCUAUCUUAAGGGUAUGAAAUCAUGCUAACUGCUUUUCCUUAGGGAGUGUUCAAAAUGCUUAGAGAAAGAAAUUGCUUGACCACACCUAAUGCGCUACCUUAUGGGGGUAGAAAUUACUGACCACACCCAAAGUGUUAUCCCUCAGGGUUGAGAUCGAUCACCCCCUUCUGUUUUAAUGGAAGUCUCUUUGGGUAAAUGGGUAUGGUAAACAGCAAUUUUACCCAAUAGCAGAUAUGGCAAAUACGCAGAAAUGUAGGUUCUGAAUAAACUUGAAUGUAUCUAUUUUAUAAUAUCUUAAAUGCACAAAGGAUGCUGAAUAGCGAAUCAAAUUAUUGCUACUCAUAAGUAGCUUGAAUCCCACAAAA